UUUUUCCGGAGACUCUCGUCCCUUUGUGUGAAAUGCAGACUGGAGAACAGGCAGUAGCAAUUCCUGCCAGAGCUGAGGCCACGAUACCAGUCCCCCCAGGCACAUAUGAAGGCUUCAGAGCCUUUGAAGAAAGCCAGGAGGCUCUCUCCAGAACUGAGCCCUGGGACCAUGGUGGAAAAGAGGACGUUGGAGUGGGUAAAGCGUUGGCAGAUGAAGCAGGUCACAAUGUAUGCACGGAAGAAUUGGCCGCAUCAGCAGUUUCUGAAUUCUCUCAGAGUGCUCCAAGAGCUGAAAUGUUCUAUCGUGAGAAACUUGCUGCUCAGUUUGAAAAGUGGCCCCCGGGGGUUGAUGAUGUAGGGUAUGAGCCAGUUGACAACUCCCUUAUUAAAGACAGGCCAUCUCCUUUAUACAGCAAAGGUAAAUUGAAAGAAGAGGCCGCUGGGCAUGAAAAAGAUGAAGACCGUGACAUUGAUGAAACUAUGCAGCAGGAUUCACCUUCCUCAUUAGGACAGCAGGACUCUACAAUGAUUGAAGCUGUGGAGGUGUAUGCCUUUCCAGCAGAAGGCAGACCCAAAGAUAAUCUGGCAGAAAUGUCUAGAGAGACUCCUGUUACUGAAAGCGAAGCUCAUAAAGCGGGACAGAUCCUAGAUGAGAGACGACAGUGGUUGUCAGGGAAAGGAUAUGAUGAUGUCACCAAGAUGGAGCCCUCUGAAAGUAUGUACCAAGUGGAAGUUGAAGCUAAUGUAAUUAGGGAGGGAGAAAUCUCAGGUUCUCCACUAGGCGCAACCAAGUUUCCCGAUAGGUUAAAAAAGGACAUGGCAGAUAGAAGUGUUUCCUUGCAACAGGAGAUGGGGGGAAUGGUGCAGGCCAUGGAAGAACAAGAUGCACCCAAAAAGAAACCUGCAACUCGCAUGUCAGAGAAAAAAGUCAGUCGGGUUCCUCAUUUAAAAGGUGUGUGUGUGUUAUUUUCCUGCCCCACGCUUGUUUCUCCAGUGACUUGCUCAGGGCAAGGCUUCUAAAACCAGUACUGGCACCCCUUGAAUCCUGCUGCUUGACAGUUGUCCAUGGAUGUUCAUUCUGAAAAAAUCUAGAGUGCUGACGCUGCUUUCCGCCCUUAGUUUACUCCUGGCCUUUGAUUCAUUCGCAUCACACUCACGCUUCAGUUGCACGUUCCCUUGCAUGGACGCUGACAUCCUCCCAGUUGUGCUUUUCUCCCUUUUCAUUUCAGUGUCCUUGGAUUUAUCAAAGCUGCUAUGUAGACGCUUCAAUUUCAUCCAUCACUCUAAAUAUUUAUAAAAGAGAAGAGGCGUUUGAUUGAAACUUUUUCUGGGCAUUACUGAAGUAGCGUUAGCACAGAGCAGGCUAUAGUUUCAGAGCUGUUGCUAAUAAAGCAUGCAGGGUCUCCCACACGUAUUGCUUUGUGUGUUCCCUGAGAGCCAGUCUUUCAUGUCAGCUUUUCUAAAGGUGAGGGAGGGGGAGUACAGUGGGCGAAACUUUGUCCUCAGUUUCCAAGCCCAGUACUGUGUGCACACCAGACAAUUCCAAAGAGAUGGCUGAAUUUUUGAUGUAUUGUAAGAGAGACCUAUGCAAGGGGAAGCCUGGCUGUUGGAUACCUAAGUAUGUCCGCUGAGAAACCUUGAGCCAUUUAACUGCUCAUCUGAUAGCACUGUGGUCAGUGUUAACUUUAGGUAUUCAAGUUCAUGCAACAGUGUUAGCUUAACUGGCCUGAGUAGGUGCCUAAAGUCAGCUUGUUCAGGCACAAAUGCCUUUGCUAGUAUGCCAGGCCCAUUUUGUCUAUAUUCUUCUCUCAUUAAAACCCGCAAUCCUAAGGACACCUUGGGAGGUUGCCUGUCCAAUGGUGAAACAUGGGUUUUUCACUUAAUUGUUUUAAUAAGCAAUCAGAAUGGGAUCUGUAUGAAAAUCUGUUCGCUAAUUUACGAGCCGCCUUAGCAUCCAUGUUUUAGUGUACAGGUGUUAAAACACCAGGUGAAUUAUUUGGGGCCACACCAGCCGGAGACCUCCAUAGAGUUCUGACACUCUUCCGCAGGAAUCAUUUGCCAUUGGCACACAGGUUUGCUUGUCUGUACAGGUCCCACGUCACUUUUGAUGCCUACAUACUGUCUUGGCACAACUAGCCCAGUCAGCGUGAAUAUUCAGCCCAUAGUCUCUCCCUCACAUGAGGCAGGAAAUGGAGGAUGGAGGCUCCCACCCUACCGACUGUACCGUGGGGAUCAGCAGCUGCUGUUAAUGCUGUUAAACUUAAUAUGCAAUCAGAAAAGCUUCGUUCACACCUCAUGACAUUAGCAGAGGUUGCCAUCACUAGUGCCAGUAGUUUAAUGGGUGGAAGCACACGGCCUUCCUCUCUUUGAAAUGAAGCUGACCGUGUUUUCAGAGAGUUCGGGUUGCAAUAUGCUUAAAGACAGGUUUCAGAGUAGCAGCCAUGUUCGUCUGUAUUCUCAAAAAGAAAAGGAG
Messenger RNA from Dermochelys coriacea (leatherback sea turtle), 2472 nucleotides. RefSeq names its product microtubule-associated protein tau-like. The transcript has a single exon. Lineage: Eukaryota; Metazoa; Chordata; Testudines; Dermochelyidae. The record is from RefSeq and is a predicted model, not a curated record. Bases 33 to 1019 code for a protein of 328 amino acids.